This is a messenger RNA of Capronia coronata CBS 617.96, 2568 nucleotides long. RefSeq lists its product as uncharacterized. Bases 1 to 2568 code for a protein of 855 amino acids. The record is from RefSeq and is a predicted model, not a curated record. The transcript has a single exon. NCBI's taxonomy places the organism in Eukaryota, Fungi, Ascomycota, Eurotiomycetes, Chaetothyriales, Herpotrichiellaceae.
AUGUUAGCACGUACCACCAGGUUGUCCUACAUCUGCCUCCGAUGCCAGCGAAGACUCUCAAAGGCCAAAGGUCCGCUGGAGGCACCCUUGCAUCCUGCCGCCGCGCAGGCAGGCCGGCGAUGGGCCCAUGCUGCCGUUCAAGUCCGACAGGACGAGGACGAUGACCACCAUGAUGAAGGUCAAACCCAAAACAUUGACUCUCCAGCAAACCCACACGACUCAGAGACAGUCGCAGCCAGAUCCUACCGAUAUCGACGAUGGCGACCCAGCAAGACGGCAAAACUUGGGGUCAACUCCCUGGGCAAGCCGGCGGAAGUACUGAUUCUCCCAUCGCGAGACCGCCGGAUACCUAAAGUGCCAAAAGAGGAGGAAAACAAAGCAAGGAUGAGUGUACAAGAAUCGCUGGCAUCAGAGCAGGCCCCGCUGAGCAUCCAAGAGCUGAUGGCAAACAUUGAGCAAGUGGUCGGGUCUUCGGGAAUUGAAAAGAAGCGAGGGCAAUUGGAGGUCAAAGAGUGGGAGAUACUCCGAUCCAGUCUGGCUAAAGGUUUCAGGCUCGACCAGUUGAGACGUUACAUCGCGUACAAACACAAGAAGUCACUGUCAACGGACGUGUUCUACCGGGUCAACAGACAGAAUAAACCGGACACGAUCAAGUAUCUGGUUGAGGAGGUAUGGGGUUUCACAGUGCCUGUAACGGAAAAACGUUCAGAGAAGAAAGCCCGGACGUUGAGUCUUUAUAUCCCAGAUGAAGCCAAACUGGACCAUCUGCUGAAGGACCGAGGCCAGCCAUUGAAGCGAAUCGCGGAGGAAUUGGAUAUUCAAAUCGACCUCUUUCGACGGGACUCCAGGAUCAGGGUUUCCGGAGUGGCCGCAAACGCCGCGGCCGCGCUGGCACGGAUUUCACGGUUGGCGAAAGACCUUCAACCCAUCACAAUACCGCUUCAGGGUAUUAUGGGAGACUCCUAUCGGGAUCCUGCUGUCAAAGAUGCAAUCAAACGGUUUCUGGACUCCGUUCAGCAAAAGUUUGACGUGCAGAUCGCUUUGACACCGGAUCAUAUUAAGAUUGUCCAUCAUGAACAACAUCUUUUGGCCCAGCAAGCGCACCGAGAAAUCCGACUCGCAGUCGAACCGGAUGACCAGCCACAGAAAGUCGAUGUAUGGCCACCGGAGUCCAGAGAGAUAAGCUCUCUUCAACCGUUCCCUACACCGUCUGAGUUCUCCAAGAGUAUCCUGCAGUUGCCAGAGGCUAGAUUGACCAAUCCUGCCAAUGAUCCUCCAGGCUUGAAUGUUGCGGAUCCUGAUACGGAGCGUAUAAGACCACUGAAUUCAAUGAUAAGCAAGAUCUGCGAAUGGUUCGAGUUCACCAGCUUGCACAAAAGUCCGAAGUCGCGGAAUGACUUGUACCAUCACGUCACGGCGAGAUUUGGACAGGCUUUAUUCGGAGAACUACCCAGAGCCAAGGCGGCAGAGACCGAGGAAGGCGGCAAGAUCCAAGCUUCAAGUCCACGGGGCUUGAACGCAUCUACACCUUCGGGAAAACCGGCGUUUACGAAUCAGAUACCAUAUUUGGUUCAGCAACUUGCCCUCAUGAAGCCGUGGAGUCCGGCUUCUUCCAAACCAGCAAAAGAUAUCGGAGCAGAUGCUCGUACCACGCUCAGGCUUGAGUUCUCACCAACUUACAAUGAAACACAAUCUCAGCUCUGGCCGUCAUUGGAAGUCCUGGUCACCUCGGGAGAAUCAGUAAAGGGUAGAAGGCCACCUCUCAGCAUCGCCAGGGUUUCUGCUGUACACCAACAGAAGUCCUUUACAAUCCUUUGCCCGAGCCGUCAGGUCGACAUCAAAAUAAUGCAGCAGCUCAAGCAAGACCUUCUAUAUCGAGGAGCUGAGAAAGAUCAACAACAUACUCCCCUCCUGCGUGCGAUCAAAGCAUAUUUCUCCCGGACUGAAGCUGACGAGCCGACCGAGUGGCUCUUCCAGCCUUUCGUCAAUUUGCCUGUAGAUGAUAGCAUGAAGGGCGUUGCAGAGCAGGGUGGCAAUGCUACUAGCAAGUCAAGGGAAGGCCAUGAGCGGGCGUCUCGUACCGAUUCGACGACGACUCCCAAGAAAGAGGCCAUCUCGUAUAUCCUUCGCACUGUCGACGUCAUGGAUGUUGACUCGCGCGAGGUGGCAGUCUCCGUGAGUGCAGGCUCUGCUACCAGUGCCGAUGCUGGGAAGGGAAGGCAACCAAAUCAGCACGUCAAGUUCUGCUUGGAUCAUGUCACAUUGACCGGCACGGAAGCGACACGACAAGAGCUGCUACUUGCGGAGCGAUCAGUGCUGCAUCCUCCUACACUGACACAACCGGACAUGGCUAUCCUCGUAAAAACGGCCUUGGCUUUGGCUGACCGUCUGGGCGAGGAUCCAACCACUUCCACGCGGGGAGAGCUUGGAUCAGUGCUGGAGGUCACAGCUGAGAAGGCCGAACACCCAGUUAAGGACAGCGCUGGGGAUGAGAAGAAGAGGCCAUCGAAGGUCUCGAAGGUUGUCAAGAAGGCCGGGAAACGGGCGAAGAAACCAUCGUCGUCAUGA